Molecule: messenger RNA, 4584 nt
Organism: Candoia aspera
Lineage: Eukaryota; Metazoa; Chordata; Lepidosauria; Squamata; Candoiidae
Gene: ATG14
Product: autophagy related 14
Exons: 10
Coding region: 6-1490 (494 amino acids)
Biological process (GO): cellular response to starvation; autophagosome assembly; mitophagy
Cellular component (GO): phosphatidylinositol 3-kinase complex, class III; extrinsic component of phagophore assembly site membrane; extrinsic component of omegasome membrane
Source: RefSeq, a predicted model, not a curated record
GCAAUAUGGCAUCUUCCAGGGGUGACGGUUGGACCGGCCCGGGCUGGCGGCGGCCCGGUAUUGUGGCCGCCACCGAAGGAGCUUACCCCUCGGAGGCGGAAGCUGGGGCCGAGGGCCUGUAUGUGGCUGUGGAGCGCUGCCCUCUUUGUAACAGCACGCGCCGCCGCUUGACCUGCGCCAAGUGCGUCCGCAGCGGCGACUUCGUUUUCUUCGAUGGCCGCGACUCUGAGCGGUUUUCUGAAAAAAAAGAGAGACUAAAGCACCUUAGAAAGAAACAGCAUGAAUUCCAGUCUCAGUUGUUAAAAGCUAUGGAGGGGAAGCAGAUAAUGGAUCAGCUGAGAUGGAAAAUAAUGUCAUGCAAGAUGAGAAUUGAGCAGCUGAAGCAAACAAUAUGCAAAGAAAAUGAAGAAAUAGCAAAAAAUUCUGAGUGGCUUCUUAGGAUUAAAGAUGAGAACCAGAAGCUUUACCGAAGGGCUCAGCGCCAUCAGGAGAAGAAGGAGAAAAUCCAGAGGCACAAUCGCAGGCUUGGAGAGCUGGUAGAGAAGAGGAGCUAUGACUUGAGAAGCCAUCAUGAGCAACUGGCAAAUCUCCGGCGGUCACAUGUCCUGGAAUUAACCUCUGUUAUAUUCCCUAUUGAGGAAGUGAAGAUUGGUAUGAGGGACCCCACAGAUGUAUCUUCCGAGAGUGACAGUGUCAUGACAUCUAGCACUGUAAGCAAGCUUGCAGAAGCCAGGAGGACCACCUACCUUUCUGGGCGAUGGGUGUGCGAUGACCAUAAUGGAGACACCAGCAUUGGCAUUGCAGGGCCUUGGAUAACCCUUCCCAAUAAUGGGGAUUAUUCUGCUUAUUACAAUUGGGUAGAAGAGAAGAAAACCACACAAGGACCAGACAUGGAGCAUAACAAUCCUGCUUAUACCAUCAGUGCUGCUUUGUGCUAUGCAACUCAGCUGACUAACAUUUUGUCACUUAUACUGGAUGUAAACCUUCCCAAAAAGCUAUACAACAGUGAGUUCUGCGGAGAAAAUCUCAGCAGGAGGAAAUUCACCUGGGCAGUGAAAAAGCUAAAUGCCAAUAUACUUUACCUUUGCUUUUCUCAGCAUGUCAACCUAGAUCUUCUGCACCCUCUACACACUCUCAGAAACCUGAUGUACUUGGUCAGUCCUGAGACAGAACAUUUGGGAAGGUCUGGACCAUUUGAGAUCAGUGCUGAUUUGGAAGAUUCCAUGGAGUUUGUGGACCCCAGCGGUGCCGGUGAAACAGAUGAGAGUGGAGAUGAGCACAUAAGUGAUGAAGAAACUGACCUUGGAACAGACUGGGAGAACCUGCCCAGCCCACGGUUCUGCGACAUCCCCUCCCAGCCAGUAGAGAUGCUGCAGAGCCAGAGCACGCAGGCUUCACAACCGAUAGCCAGCAGCAGUGCCGGUGGCAUGAUCUCCUCAGCAGCAGCCUCAGUUACCUCUUGGUUUAAGGCAUACACUGGGCACCGCUAAGAAAGAAUUGGACCUCUGUGUAGGAAAUUCCCUAUUCUGACCCCCCAUCGCUGCAGUAGACUCUGUAUUCAGUUCAGUAGUGCCUGGAACAAUGGCGGUCCGGCCUCCAUUUGCAAAAGAAAAUCCAGAAACUCUUUAUUCGCCCAAGCUGUAAAUUCCUCCCAACAUAUAUUUUCAGACACCUGCAAUGGGACUCAGCAGUUUUGAGUCACUGCCUUUUUUUUCUUUUUGUGCUGAAAAGGAAAGAAUUUUACCUGCACAUUUAAUUUCUAGUUUAUAUUUUCUCAAAGAAACUAAGAAAACAGACUUUGGGUAUAUAACCUGGCAAUCAUUUGAAGCAUGGAGACAAGAAGAGAAUCGUGGAAGAAAGCAAUCUGACAGUCAUGCAAAUGCUUAAGUCUAUUCUGCUCAAUCAGUUCUAGCAAAGUCCUUGGACUUUUUUGUCUUUUAAAGUGUGCAUUAUUCACAAACUUAACCACACAAAUGCACAUUUCAGGAACCUUCUGGCAAAUGAUGCUUUUUUAAUGAGUUUCUAAACUCUGUUGCCAUAAAUUUUAAUACAGAAAAUUAUCUUUUUUUUUUUUUUAAGAAAAAACUACUGGCGAUAAUUAUGUCUUUUUUGUAUGUGUUGCAUUCAUCCAUUAGUAGAUCUUUCUGAAUGUUUUUCACCGUGAGCCAUCCAGAGUUCCCAGGCUCUUUACUCUAGCUACCAGACACCAAAGAAAGACUGGGCCGUAAUAAUUUCCCAAUAUAGAGCAACUCUACUGCAGUCAUAAGGUUUGUUUUUUCACAAAUUCUUUCAUGGUGUGGAAGCAUACCUCCCUUGCAGUUUGGUUGUGUGUACUACAUGUUCUCUGUCUUUGGGAAAGCUGGCACUCCUGAGAUGAGAACACGAGGACUUAUCCUCCUUUUCAUGUCCAGUUAUUGGAUGUAGCAUGUUGUACAUAGGACUUCAAUCCAUUGUGAUUUUGUUUUGGAGGGCGUUUGGAAGUAAAAAAGCUUUCCAUUUGCAAUGUAUUCUUCUUGUCCAUCCUCCUUUGAGAUGCUUCCUGGGCAGCAAAGCAGUCCACGUGAGUCUGUUGAUGUUUCUCUUUCUCCACAUGUGGUGGCUAUCCAUGCUGAGACCAGAACUUGGGAGUUAGGCAGUUUUGCAUCAUUCUUCCCAUCAAAAAGGAUAAAGGAUAUGUCUUGCAAGUCAGACUUACUUAAGGAUUCAUCACACAUGUCUUUCAGUACCAUUGUAUCUUUCUUGAUCAUAAGAAUUAUUGACUCCCCCUGAGCAUAGCUACCAAACCAUCUUCUGUGGAACUCAAGUAAGAAAAUCCUCUGUAACCAACAGUUCUGUGCACCAAUUGCUUAUAUUGUGACACAGUAAGGAAAAAAUGGCAUAUGCUCACUUGCUCCUUCAUAAAGCAGUUUCUGUCUUCAUAUUGCCUAGUGGUCCAAAAUACUGGCUAGGCAGCUGUAGCUUAUUUUACAUCAUUUAUACGCUGCCCCAUUUGUGGAUUCUGGGUGGCUAACAUUUAUAGUUAGUAUGUAAGUCACCCAUUCCUAGCAUUGUGAGUUUUUGAUGCUUUUCUGCCUUAGAGACAGUUCAGCCUUUCAGCAGAGCAGGUACUGCUAUCAUGUGGCAUAUCCUGUCUUUUUUUUUUCUUCAUCAAAUAAUUUUACUAAGAAUUAUAAAUGAAAAGAAUAAACGCCAAUACAGAAAAAUACACAAGAAAAGAAAAGAGUGUGAAAAAGAAAAAAAAUAGAAAAAGGAAAAUAAUACCCUGUCUUGAAGAACAUGCUCCCAAUGCUUGUCAAACAUUAAUGCUUUGGAGAUUUUAUGUUGGGAGCAUUUUCCUGCAUUACAGAGAGAUUGCAGUCUUGCAAGAACUUCUGAAUUGGCUCUUGGCAAAUCAGUUCUAUUAAGUGUUUCUAUGAUGGUCUUCUAUUUGAGCCUGGAGUGGGUAUAAUGGAAUACAUAAGAAUUUGAGUAACUUUGCUAUGCAGAUUUUUUCCUGCCAAAUAGGAACUUAUCUGGAGGAUAGGAAAUCUACUCCUUUACAUUUCUGUUGCUAAACCAAAGAUUCCUUUAGUUAAGUGUUUUGAUUUAAAACCCAGGUGAUGUGAUUUUUCCAUUCAUAAGACUUAGUAUAGAAAGACAGUAAUACUAUGAUCCACACGCAUCAUUAUUGGCUUCUGUGGAAGCUAUAGUGAUUUAUAAAAAAAUGGAAGUGAAUGGAAUUGUGAAUGACUUUGGGCUUUGUCUCAAUGAUCUUUAGUAACAUGGAUUGUCCUCUUACCUGUGUGUGUUAAUGAAAUGGGAAAGUUGUUAGAAGAAAGGCACUUUAUUGGUUGCAGGUGAGAUGAGCUGCUUAACGUUGUGACUGCUGGAAAAAUGGAGGGUGGGCUCUCAACACUGUGUAAAUAUGUUUGUGUAUUUCCUUUUCUUCUUCUGUUGUGUGUUCUUUCUCCUGCUUAUUUCUGAAUAUAAACACAUGGAAAUCAUUUCUAGUGAACUGAGACAAAUUUAAAAGCCAGUAAGCCAUGAAUCCUUUUUGCUUGUCAGUUUCAACCUCUUAAAAUGGUGCCUCUCUCCUUCAAGAAUGGAGCAUCGCUUUGGAGGCUGCCAAGAGGCAUCCAACUUGUAAUAAGGUAGGGUGCUGCUCCCUUUCAAGAAAAGAUUUUUGUAUUUUUUUUAAUGUUUUUACACUUCUAGAGCUAUCUGGAGAAGCUCUGAAUAUGUUUCUAAAAUUACAGUGCAAAAGAGAAACAUUCUGUUUAAUGGAUGGCAAAGACAGACCACCCAUUGAUGGGUAUCCUGGGUUUACAUAGCUAAUUGAGCAUUUUGCAAGAUGUUACAGUGUCACAAAGGCAGAAGUUGUACAUUGAGGCCCAAGAAUCUCAAAAUGCUUAGUGGGUUAUUACAAAUACAUAAAUGGUUUGCUGUCUGAAAAUUGGCCCUCCAAACAGAAGGAUUGCUAUUUGAGUACCCCUAAAUCCAUAGCUUCAUGACCUUGUGGUGCCACUUUCAAACUAGUAGUCCUAACUAAAUACAGACUUGUGUUUUUAAAAUUGUAUUACUGCAAUAAAUCUUUGUUGUUGUUUU